Messenger RNA from Brassicogethes aeneus, 4618 nucleotides. The record is from the annotation of a GenBank genome assembly. Lineage: Eukaryota; Metazoa; Arthropoda; Insecta; Coleoptera; Nitidulidae.
AUGAAUUGCCACUGCGUGCUUAUGCUGCUUUUCAGCGGGCUCAUUAAUCGGAUCAGUGCCCAAAGUGGAUGCCCACCGUUGGAAAGCAUACUGCCCUGUAGAUGUCUGAUGCGCGGGGACGAAUACCAAAUAUGGUGUUCACACAGCGACCUUCCCAGGGUUCUAGAUGGUCUAAGAUCCGUGGGUCACUACAUAACACGGCCAAUAGAUGAACUAAUACUGGAAAACAACUACUUACCCUCCCUGCCGGGGAAAACCUUCAUACACCUAAAAGUGAUGCGGUUGAUGCUGCGCUACAACGGCCUCGAAAGAGUCUCCAGUGAUUGGUUGGGAGGUUUAGGUGGCUCGCUUAUGGAGCUCUUUAUCGUGGAACCGGAGUUGAGAACUCUACCGGAGGAUUCGCUGCUUCAUUUGAACAGUUUAGAGGCUAUCACAGUGCAAACUAACUUGAUGAAGAGGUUGCCUUUGAUAUCGAGGCUUCCAAAUUUGAGAUACGUGCAAGUUGAGUCUUUGUCGUUGCUUGAAAUAUCUCCGAGGAACUUUAAAGACAACCCCAGGCUCGAAAAAUUGCACAUAACCAUGAGUCCCAGGCUUACAAGGCUUGAAGCUAACGUGCUCAUAGAUUUACCCAGUUUAAAUUUGAUUAAUAUUUCCUAUUGUGGUGUAAACUGGAUGCACCCCAGAGCCUUAAGCAAUCUACCAGCCUUAAAGGAACUCGCUUUUGUUGGAAACAAAAUAAUUGACGCUGGAAUGAUUGGUAGAGGCAGUAGGGACCUUCCAGAACUGGAAGUUAUCAAACUAGAUUACAAUUACAUCGAUAAAAUAGGAGAGGCUUCCUUUGUAGACCUACCGGCCCUCAAAAAGUUACACUUAUCGAAUAACCUGAUAACCGAGUUGCACCACGGUGCUUUCCAUAGAGUACCUCAGCUUAGAAGUUUGGAUUUAAACAGAAACAACCUUAGAAGAGUUCACCCUGAAAGUUUUCUGCAGCAUUCCGGUUCCGGUUUGGAAGAACUAUGGCUGGUGGAAAACGAUAUAAGUCACGUAGCCGAACUAAGAUCUCUACUGGAUGCGUUGCCCAGACUACAAUUCCUCGAUAUGAGCUACAAUAAUCUUGAAGCUAUACCUUUCGGGGCUCUUAGAGGACACCCAACAUUAGAGUACCUACAUUUGGACUACAACAAAAUACAUCUGAUAGACAGGGAAGCGUUUAUGGCCAUGCCAGCGUUAAGGGAGUUGAGAUUGAAAAACAACUCCCUAUCGGACAUGCUUGAAGGUCCAUUAUGGAAUUUGCCAGCCCUUAAAGGGUUGGAUUUAUCCGGUAACUUCUUCAGAAGGCUCGAGCCAGAAUUUCUAGCAAAUCUACCGGCUUUAAGGCGCAUCGACGUCAGUCUAAACGAGUUGACCUUCAUUGAUCCAGCGUUCUUCAUUUUGACACCAGAGUUGGAGCAUGUUAACAUAUCAUUCAAUGCCUUAUCCGCUUUACACCCAGCCACAUUCAGGCAUCUAUUGGGGUUGUAUGAGCUCGAUAUUAGUCACAAUAGGCUUUUAGAGUUUGUACCAGGGUUACCUAGAGGAAUAGAGUACCUUCACAUGUCUCACAAUCAGAUUACGGCCUUACCUUUACAACCCUCUCCCGACUUGGAUCUACCAUCUUUAAGACUCCUGGAUAUUUCAUCGAAUAGAAUACAUAAAUUAAUCAAAGGUGGUUUAAUAACAAUGCCGCAGUUAAGAAGGUUGUAUGUUUCGCACAAUUUAAUACAAAGCAUCAGUGAAACAGCAUUGGAAGGUUUAAAUAGGCUUGAGACGUUGGAUUUCCAUGAGAAUAGGAUAACGGAAAUUCACCCUUACGCGUUAAAGGAAAUGAUCGAAUUGAGAGAGUUAAACUUACGAAACAACAGAUUGGAUAUUCUUUUACCCGAUGUGUUUAAAAAUGCUCCAAUGUUAAAAUUAUUGGAUAUCAGCAGAAAUCAAAUCAGCGAGAUUUUACCAGGAACAUUAGAUAAAAAUAGAGAAUUACAAGUCAUAGAUGCUUCACACAACGGUUUAGUUCAGCUGUCAUCAACGUUCUUUGGUUUGAAGAAUCUGCAAAUAUUGGAUUUAACCAAAAAUCGGUUGAAACACAUUGACACUGAUAUAUUGAACAGUCUUACAUCUUUGAAAGAGCUAAAAGCUUCGAAGAAUUUCAUCCAGGAACUGAAGCAAGGCGCGUUUAAUAGCCUGCAGCAUUUAAAAACUUUGGAUUUGGAUAACAACGAGUUGGAGUUUAUAGAACCCCAUGCAAUAAGAGCUUUACCAUUACUAAAAUCACUAAAAUUAAGCAAAAAUAAGCUUAAGGAACUUCCCAACAGUGCCUUCUCGAACCUUCCUCUGCUUCAGAAAGCCGAACUUCAGGAAAAUCAGUUGAGACUGCUUGGACCAAAUACAUUCAACAUUGUUCCGCACUUGUUAAUGUUGAAUAUGAGUCACAAUCAGUUAUUGUCUGUUGAAGAUGCCGGUUUGAGGAGUUUAAGAUCCUUGGAGAUGUUGGAUCUAAGCAAAAAUAGGCUUAACAGAGUUGCUGGUGCAAACUUGGAGAAAAUGGAGUGGCUGGUGGAGUUGAGAAUGGACGAUAAUAAUAUUUGUGGUGUGCAGGGGUCUUUCAACAAUAUGCCCAGACUUAGGGUGUUGACCAUGAAGAAUAAUAAAAUGAUGACCUUCCCUGAGCAAGCAGUUGAGAGAUUGAGGGGAAAUAUUGCUGUGUUAGAUAUAGAAGGUAAUCCUUUGGUGUGUUCUUGUAACUUAAUGUGGUUGCAAAACUGGCUACAAGAAUCAUCCAGCAAUGGCCCAAGGUGCGUUGAUGGUACUCUCUUAAGGGAGAUGCGUUUAUCAAGACAAGAAUGUACUGAAAAUCAAAACAACCUUGAUAUGGUUGCUCCGGGGUGCGAAGCUGAACUGUUGUCAGCUCCUGGGCAGUAUGGGACAUCACAAGUGUUUUCUCAGUGGCAAAAACUAAAAUCGAACAAAACCAAGGAUGGUAUCAGAGGUAACCUACCCCCAAGUCCUGAAGAGUCCGAGUAUUUUUAUGAUGAAUAUGUUGACUACCAAUACAAUGAUACUGCAGUUCCACAUCCAAAUAAUGGUUUGGAUUUUAAACAACAGUUAGUGGAAACCAUAACAAUAAAACCUAUAGCACCUAGUACCACGAAGUCGCCACAUUAUACAGUUGGUGACACCCCAACAAUUUACGCAGCUCCCCAAAACAAAACAAAACCAGACAUACCCAAGGAGGUGGUGAACUCGCCCAGCACGAGCGGUUUCACAUUCUUUGGGGUACCUUUACCAAGCCUAAACCUUAAUAAUCUCCUCAAAGGCAACUUGGGAAGAAUGAGCGAUAAAAAACAACAAACCCCCUUAAAUUUAACACCACCACCGAUUAUACCUACAAUUACAGCACAAAGAAAAACGGCGAUUGUCAACAAACCAACAGGAAAUGGUAGAAGGGGAAUUGAGCCUCCACCUAAAGAGAGAUUUUCUUUGCCUGCAUCGCAAUUAAAUCCUAUUGUACCUAUGAUGCCCAAUGAGCCUGAGAUACAAACAGGCGGCUUUAAGCCUAUUUUGCCUGGCACUGGAGGUUUUAAACCCAUGGUGAGCCCAACACAAAAACCCAACGUCACCAUGGAAGUUGAAACAAGUACUUUAAAGAGUCAAGAGAGUAAAGAGGUGGUGUCCACAGUGAAACCUCCUCUGUUUGUAAGUAAUACUACAAUGUUUGUGAGGAGGGAAGAUCUACCUAAAAAUAAACCACCAGUGGUACUACCUAGUAAGGUGGAUUCUAAUAGUGUUAAAAAUAUAACUCAAGAACCACCAAAGGAUAAAGUGGAGGUUCUGAAUAAAGCCAAAAUAGAGGAAGUGUCCAAAGACGAAAUAAAAACAUUACUUCAACAACCAGUUGCAAACGAUUUUCCCAAAGACUUUGACUCGAUAGAGUCCGAAAUACUGACAACCGAAAAUUCUGCCAUAACUUUGCCGUCACCGCAAUACCCCACCACUACUUUGGCAGUGCCUACUACGAAAAAAUUUGAAGGAUCUCCUCUAUCAGCCCUGCUAGUUCCUGAUGGCCAGCAACCAUUGUUCAAGCCAUCCGGUAGGCCCAGCAUACAAAAAGUACAGUCGCCUUACUUGAAACCGACGCAGGAAAAUCCAGAGGCUGCCGAACCUCUGAAGAAUAACAGGGAGGGUAAAAAUAGACAGCCCGAUACAGAAGACGUUGCUAUCGAUGAAACCAAUUGGUAUUUUGCUAAUUACAACAAAACCAACGUUGAACCGUACGUUGGGAAGAUAGUUAACAGCCAGAACAACGCUGGUAAUUUAGUUUUUAUGGAUAAAGUGAUAUGUAUUUUAGUUUUUGCUGUUAGUAGAUUUAUUUAGGUUUGUUAUAAAGAAGGGACCAAUGAGUCAGAUAAAUGCACAAAAUUUAUGUUUAAUUUUAGUAAAAAUAUAUUUUGGAUUUUUCAUAUAGUGGUUGCUGGUAUUCAUUUAUUUAAGGUGGUUCAGUUUUUACUGUUAAAACUGUAUGUAACCAUAGCUUGACACUGUCGAAUUUCCGACACGGUAUAACCCUAAACCUAGACCAAAC